AUGGCUACUGAAUCUGAAGCAACCGGCCCUGUCGUCAACCCGGAACUUGUCGGUGGGACCCCAAUAAAGUGGGCAGUCCUUGAGAAAGAUCUACAGGAACAUUUCGGAACCGACGCAAAAUUCGGUGAACACAGAAGUGCUACAAAAUUCGGCGAGAACCAGGGUUAUGUAUCCCAAAUUUUCUUGGCGGAAUUUGAUUGGCAAAGUGGAGGCGAUCUACCGAAGAAGGCGAUCGUCAAGAUCACCGAGACAGAAAAUCUGCGCUACAUAUGCGAGCACGUCUUCAAGACGGAUUAUGAUGUGAUGAGACAACAAGUCAUAAAGAUCCACAACAAUGAAUACAAUAUGUACAAAAUGAUGCGAGAUGACUGGAAAUGCGAUCAGCAAUUGAAGAUGCCUGCCCUGUAUUGUGGACGGGAAUAUGGGAGGGAUGAAGUUGAAGCUGGCUACCUGGCACUGGAAUUUGUCGAUAAUGCUAUUCCCCGUCAUAUGUAUCACAACGUUCAGCCCGAUUCGUGCGAAGAUGUUCUUCGAAUAAUCGCAGCUAUGGGAUCUCACUCACUCAAACACCAAGAAACUGUCGAGAAAUUGAAGAACGAGUUUGUGAUGGAUAUGUUUAAAGAUGUUUUUGAUCUAGAGAAAACUAAAGCCGGAUUGCCGGUGUUAGUCGGAAUGUUCCCGGAGCUGGCCUCGGACCAAGAAUUUAUCGAAUCCAAGAUGGAGGCAUUCGUUGGGAUGGAUAGCUAUUACAAGGUUUUGAAUGAAACUUGCCCGGUAAAAAUGUUGGUCCACGGUGACCUGUGGUCGGCGAAUAUUUUGUGGGAACAAGACAAGGACGGAAUUUAUCGGAUCAAGAAGUUGAUUGACUGGCAGAUAUCUUAUGCUGGGAAUCCUGUAGCUGAUCUCAACAGGUUCCUCAAUGCUGCGCUUGAUGGCGAGGAGAAAGUUAGAGAAAGAGAACGUUUGUUCAAAGUCUACUACGAUGCCUUGGUAAAUGAAUGUCAAGGAGAAGUUGAUAUUCCCUUUACACUUGAAAUGCUGAACGAAGGCUACGAACGUCUUCUCCCUGUCCUCACCUUCUCCGUCCUACCAGCUUUUGCCAAUCUAGGCGCAAUGGUUCUGCAAACAGUCCCAGAAAGUGAACGGGGUGCGGCAGACAAGAAUAUGAAAGGCAAAAUGUGGACACAGAUCAAGGAGUCGGUGGAAUAUUUGCGUAAAUGGUAC
Mesorhabditis spiculigera is the source of this 1224-nucleotide messenger RNA. The record is from the annotation of a GenBank genome assembly. NCBI's taxonomy places the organism in Eukaryota, Metazoa, Nematoda, Chromadorea, Rhabditida, Rhabditidae.